GUGCGGUCUAGGUUAUAAGAGUAACACGACAGUGUGCUGAAAGACAAGAGGAACUAACAGCCAAGCACUUCGAAAGCAUGCAGUACACAGUCGCUGUUAUCAAGGUACGUUUGCCAGUACGCACUUGGUUGCCACGGCCUGGAAAUGAUUCUCCCACAGGAGGCACUGUGUCUCCAUCCCGUAGUCUAUGGACCUUUCUUACAGCCGGCUGAAGAUGAUAUACUUCCCCUCUCAAAUUCAAUCAAGACAAUGCAUCAGUCUCAGGAUACAACCGGUACAGCCAUUUCAUUUGCAAGGUCCCGGUAUGACAUUGUUCCCGAGUGAUGGAUUCACCCAACGGGUGUUGACAAAGAUGGUUCCACCAGUCCUUUCGGUGUUUACUCCAAUAGUCAUGCCUUGGGUAAGUCCAUCUCUGCUAGCAGCGGUUUCCCGCUAAAACCAAAACCAAUCCAGGUGGAAAUUUGCGUGAGUUCGACGCAAUGUUC
Molecule: messenger RNA, 485 nt
Organism: Guyanagaster necrorhizus
Lineage: Eukaryota; Fungi; Basidiomycota; Agaricomycetes; Agaricales; Physalacriaceae
Exons: 4
Coding region: 145-324 (59 amino acids)
Source: RefSeq, a predicted model, not a curated record